UAGCAUAGCAAAUGUUAUAACAUUAUAUGUGAACAGUGUCUUGAAUUAUUGACUAGUGAAUUUUAAUGAAUAAAAAGUGACGUACAGCGCAUAUGGCGAAAACGUUUUAAAAGUGACGUUAUGAACUAAAGUGAUAACUCAACAUAAAGAAGAAGGAAUGAAAAUGAGCCAGCUCGGAACUGUUUAUGCGACCAAACGUCGACGUCGGAAUGGUAAAAGCAUCAAGACAACUCCGAAAGAAGGAAUCACCAAGAGCAAUCCCUCCAAGCGGCAUAGAGAACGACUGAACGCAGAAUUGGAUUUGUUGGCUUCUUUAUUGCCAUUCGAGCAAAACAUUCUAAGCAAAUUGGACCGUUUAAGCAUAUUGCGUCUGUCUGUCAGCUAUCUAAGAAUAAAAAGUUACUUCCAAGUUGUUAUGCACAAGGAAAAAAGCGAAAAUGGGAUGAUGCCACACGCAGUUUCCGAAGAUAACUAUCGUGCACGAGAUUUUACUUCUUAUGAUCACAGUUUCGUCGUAGACAGUGACAUGUUUUUACAGGCAUUGAAUGGUUUCAUAAUGAUAUUGACAUGUGAGGGAGAAGUUUUUUUUGCGACACACACGAUAGAGAGCUACUUGGGAUUCCAUCAGUCCGACAUUAUUCAUCAAUCGGUGUACGAACUAGUGCAUUCGGAAGAUCGAGAAGAGCUGCAAAAGCAACUGCUUUGGAAUUCUUUUUUACCGGCCGAUCUAUCUGGUAUUCAGCUAAGUGAAGCUCUCGUGCCCGAGAAAGACAAGCUGCUGGAGCGCAGUUUUACCGUGAGAUUUCGUUGUUUGCUCGAUAACACAUCAGGGUUUCUGCGUUUGGACAUCCGUGGCAGGGUUAAAAUCUUACAUGGUCAGAACAAGAAAAACGAAGAGCCACCGCUCGCCUUGUUCGCUUUCUGUACUCCAUUCGGUCCCCCUAGCUUGUUGGAAAUUCCUCCGAAGGAGAACAUGUUCAAGUCGAAACACAAGCUCGACUUUUCGUUGGUGUCGAUGGAUCAUAAAGGAAAAAACACGCUGGGAUACUCCGACUCCGAGUUGGCCAAUAUGGGGGGUUAUGAUCUUGUGCACUACGAUGAUUUGGCAUACGUGGCUAGCGCCCACCAGGAGCUAUUGAAGACCGGUGCAUCCGGAAUGAUAGCUUACCGUUAUCAGAAGAAGGACGGGGCUUGGCAGUGGUUGCAAACUAGCUCAAGGCUGGUGUACAAAAACUCGAAACCAGACUUUGUCAUCUGCACACAUCGGCAGCUGAUGGAGGAAGAAGGGCGGGAUCUACUAGGAAAGCGCACGAUGGACUUCAAAGUUAGUUACCUUGAUGCCGGCAUUUCAUCGACUUAUUUUGAGCCAGACCAGUUGAUCAUCAGUUCGAACAAUGCCAGCUCGCCGGGCUCUCCGACGACGUCCCAGCAACGUGCCAACCGACGGUACAAAACGCAGCUGAGGGACUUUCUUUCAACAUGUCGCCACAAACGUAAACUGCCCAGUCAAUGCACCGAACAACAGGUGCCUCCAAGUGUUUCGGUUGUCGACUACAUACCUGGCGGGGCGCCGGGAACAGCAGCAGCUGCCGCAGUCGUUGCAGCAGCUGCCUAUUCCAACUCUAUCAAUAGUGUGUACUCCCCGGCGACGCAUUUUGCUAGUAGCGGACCGGAUAAUGUCUACAUGGCAGGCCCAGUGCAUUCACCGAACUUUUAUCCGAUGCCCGAUAAUCUUUUCCACCAGUAUCGGCUGCAAGGUGUGAAUCUAGCUCUAAACGAACGAGGUUCCUUCGAGUUUCCCAAGUGCGAUAGCGGCAAACUGCAUGCCAAAGGUCUACUAAGAGAAACUUUCUAGGUGCACAUCACAAGAUCAGAUAAUAAAUGAACGUUUCCUUAAGGCGCCGAAU
This is a messenger RNA of Anopheles bellator, 1907 nucleotides long. It is a transcript of the gene ss, whose product is annotated as aryl hydrocarbon receptor. Gene Ontology annotation, cellular component: aryl hydrocarbon receptor complex; nucleus. The transcript has 13 exons. The record is from RefSeq and is a predicted model, not a curated record. Gene Ontology annotation, biological process: regulation of transcription by RNA polymerase II. Gene Ontology annotation, molecular function: protein dimerization activity; nuclear receptor activity; transcription cis-regulatory region binding. NCBI's taxonomy places the organism in Eukaryota, Metazoa, Arthropoda, Insecta, Diptera, Culicidae. Bases 158 to 1855 code for a protein of 565 amino acids.